AUGGAUACCCAGACACCAAACCCUCGCUUGACCACCGAGUCACUCAGUCUUGCCAACAGCAACUUUUCUACUCCUUCUGUCUCGGCUACCUCAACUCCUACACUAGAAUCCCACGAGUUCGUUGGCGGCUUCGCACAUAAACUCUUGACAAACCCUCUGCCGCCUCUUUCACGAGAGUACCCGAAGCCCACCAACGAGAUCGACGUCAAGGAGGCCCUUGAGCGCCAGCCUGGGAGAUGGAGCAUCCAGGGCCAGAUGAAGGCAAACCAAAUCAGAGCCCAAACCGCUGCACUCCGACCCGAGGACAAGGACCAGAAAGCGAGAGAUUUUGAGGCGGCCAAGCGGGAACUACUAGCGUUCCACGACAGCGCCUUGCAGAAGGGUUCCGGCGCAGGACGAUGA
Trichoderma breve is the source of this 402-nucleotide messenger RNA. RefSeq lists its product as uncharacterized. Lineage: Eukaryota; Fungi; Ascomycota; Sordariomycetes; Hypocreales; Hypocreaceae. The transcript has a single exon. The coding region runs from base 1 to 402 and encodes 133 amino acids. The record is from RefSeq and is a predicted model, not a curated record.